Molecule: messenger RNA, 1292 nt
Organism: Anopheles arabiensis
Lineage: Eukaryota; Metazoa; Arthropoda; Insecta; Diptera; Culicidae
Exons: 4
Coding region: 287-1261 (324 amino acids)
Source: RefSeq, a predicted model, not a curated record
UUGCCGUGAUGUCCCCACCUCUCUCUCCGUGGAAUUUCGUGUGGAAAUUCAUUCAUGUCGUAAUUCAUUCAUCUCACCACACUUGUGAUGUGUGACGUGUUGGUAUAACCUUCUUUUGUUUUUCUUUUUUUUUCCUCCUUUUCUUUACAUAAACACCAUUUUGCGGGGAUGAAAUGAGUAGAUAUUUCAACCAUGGGUUAUACGUACGUACGGCGAUCGGGCCAAGACGAAGACGAUUACGCUGAAGAAGCAGGCCCGUAUCAUCAAGACGCUGCGCGGGCUGGAGAUGAACAAUCCGGACAGCUCCAAAUUUCGGUUCUGGGUGAAAACGAAGGGUUUCACUACCUCCAAGCCGGGAGACUUUCAGGACAUCUUUACUCAUCAGAAUAUCCCCGAAAACGAUGGCUGCAUGCUGUACGCUCCCAGUGGAGGUUUGGAACCUGGCCAGCCGUACAAGAAGGUGGCCGUUGUGGAGAACUUUUUUGACAUCAUCUAUGGCGUGCAUGUGUCGCUCGGUAGCCGCGCGACGAGACAUGCCGGUCAGAAGCGAACCUACCGUACGAUUACAGAAACGUACGCCUUUUUACCGCGGGAAGCCGUCACCAAGUUCCUGUCACUGUGCAGCCAGUGCUCCAAGCUUACCACCAAGGUGUACCUGCCAAAAUCCGAGCCCAGGAUGGAGCCACGCAACGACGACACUGUGCCGCCGAGUGAACGAAUCCCCCGACCGAGGGAGGACGCGGCAUUGCAGUGUAGCAAAACCACCGACCGAAGCCAAUCCUCCCUUCGGUACUACGAGCUGCUGAAGAAUCUGUACGAAAAUGGCAAAUCUAACCGAUUGCGCAGUGGUGGAGCUGUGACACCGGCACAGCUAACCACAGACGGUGUGGAGAGCGGGAAGCCCCCGAUCGUGCGGGCUGUGUCACGACCCAACAGUGCCGUUAGUGAAGUGUUGUCUAGUGAUCGAGCAGCAGCAGCAGCAGCAGGUGGUGGUGGUAAUGAGCUCAGUGUUACAGUGUGUGCAAGUGAACGGAACGGAUCGCGGGACCAUCUUCCGGCGGUGGGAUUAAACAAUAAUAACCGCAGUGAAAAAGGUGACGACGGGAAGCGACGACGACGCCGUACCGUACCCAUCGCCGCGACGUACCUGGACGUGACGAGAAGCUUCGGGCUGGCGGACGACGAUGCGUUGAAUGUGGUGAGUCUGUUCUACUACUUCUAUGGGUAUUUCAGUAUGGAACGCCUUUACAGUGGGGUGUAGAAGCGGAUGAUGUGCCAUUGCCACCGUUACC